Molecule: messenger RNA, 2710 nt
Organism: Salvelinus sp. IW2-2015
Lineage: Eukaryota; Metazoa; Chordata; Actinopteri; Salmoniformes; Salmonidae
Gene: fastkd3
Product: FAST kinase domains 3
Biological process (GO): regulation of mitochondrial mRNA stability; mitochondrial RNA processing
Cellular component (GO): ribonucleoprotein granule; mitochondrial matrix
Molecular function (GO): RNA binding
Source: RefSeq, a predicted model, not a curated record
CAUUGUCACGUUUACUAGCUAUCUAUUGUAUUGCCCAUAAUAUGACAAACUUCCGCUUUGCAGCUAGCUAGCUAAAUUGUUCACUAGAACGGAUACAGCCUUUGUCAGAUUUGACUUUUCGUAGCAGGUUAGGAUAAUUAACGUAUCAGGUUAGGAUAAUUGUUAAGGUUAUGAAAAUGUUUGGGGUUAUAGUUUGCUAAAAUGCAAAACAGUAUAAACUUUUUACGUUAAUUUGACAAUCUGUAUACCUUCUAGCCAUGACCGCUAGCUAACACAAGGGCAAAAUGACAUGUUGUGCUCUCCGGUUGGCACUGCCUAUUGAGUCCUGGAACAGAGCCAUGGCUUUAAAGGUGAUCCAGAGGCUUCAACUGCUCAGGCAGACAGGGGCACACCUCUGUCCUCCAGGCGAGCUGAGUCGCACCAGACUCCUGAGUGUUCCGAUAGGGGAGCCCAUGUGUGUGGCGUGUCUAUGGACCUCAGCGGACCGCUGUAUCCAGAGGCAGGGCUGUCGGAAACUCAGUCAGCCAGACUGCGGAAGGAUGAGUUUGUCCACCAUUACCAAGGACCCUUUCUACACCACUGGGUCAGUCAGCCUCCACAAAGACUCAGUCCCCAGGUUCCGUCUGAGUCAGCUGCACCGGCCGACUGAUGCAGAGGAGAAGGCCUUCCAUGACCGCCUGGUUAGCUGCUCUUCCUCCAGACAGGUGCUGAGACUCCUUCGCACAGUGGAGAUUAUGUCUGACACCAUGGCAGCGGCAGCCCUGCACCGCGUGGCUGACAUAGAGCAGGAUGGCACCUCCCUGAAGGACCCCAAAGUGUUGGAAGAGGACACUCUCAGGGCCCUGUGCUGCCAGCUGGAGCAGGACUCUGGGCGUCUGACGGAGGCCGGGCUGGUUUCUGCCCUGCUGGCCUGCACCCGCCUCUAUGUGGACCCCUGGAGCACGCUGGUGGUUCGGCUGGUGUCAGAGAGCCAGGAGCGGCUGGACAGGGGRCAGAUGAGCGUGGGCCAGCUGUGCACCCUGGGCCAGGCCCUGCUGGCCCUGGAGGGCCCGGGCUGUGGGAUGCUGGAGCAGCUGAUGGUGCAGGUACAGAGGCAGGGGCCUGGUCAGUGGAGUCUGGUAGAACUCACUGCAGUAUACAGACUGCUGCAGGCUGGAGUAGGGGAGGAGGGCCGCUACCAGGACCUCCUAAACGCUAUGCACGCCUACACUGUGUCAGUCACCUCACGUAUGGACCCCCCUGCUAUCAGCAGCGUGCUUAGUGCUUUGGUGGUCCUGAACCAGACCCAGGCCAUGCCCCUGGUCAUUAGCCUGUGUAAGCAGGCGGUCAGGCACAUACCCCACUUCAGAGACGAGGAGCUGGGUCUAGUGCUCGGGGCACUCAUGCACUUCGGCCACAGCGACCACUUCUUGGUGGAGGCCAUGGAGAGGCACGUGCCCAAGAUGACGUUCACGUCUCACCCAGAGACAGUGACCAAGGUGAUGCAYUAUUUUGGGCGUCGGAACAUCCUGUCGCUGCCAGUGUUUGACGCGGUGGCAGAGAGCUUUGUGUACCGGGCAGACGAAUACAGCACCAGCCAAGUGGCCAGGCAGAUCAUGCCGUUCGGGAAGCUGGGCUACCUGCCGCCCAACGCCGGGGAGGUGUUCCGGAAGGUGGAGGCCAUCCUGCACGCACGCUUCUCUCACUUCCAGCCCCGGACACUCCUCAACCUGCUGCACUCCUGCAUCCUGGUAGAGCGGUUCCCUGUCAACUUUGUGUCCAAGGUCUUCAACCGCUACUUCCUCCAGCAACUACAAGAGCAAGGCUCAGGGGUUGACCGGAUUGUUCUGGCACAACUGACCCAACUCUACAUGACUGUGAAGCUUGAAUGCCCUUUCUAUGAGGGUCCAAGGCUCCUUCCUAAGUACCGUGUCAAGUCUUUCCUAACUCCUGGUCGGUCUCUGGAGACGCCGGUUGACGGACACCUCUACAACUAUGUGAAAACUGGCCUGGUGGAUCUACUAGGGGCCCGCAACUACUUCGCUUCCAGAGUCCUCACUCCAUACUGCUACACACUAGAUGUGGAAAUAAAGCUUGAUGAGGAAGGAUAUGUAUUGCCUGCCAGUCAAAUCGAUGAUAUCUACAAGAGGAUAGCAGUUUGCAUUGACGGCCACAAGAGGUUCACUGUGAACACAAGACAGCUGCUAGGGAAAGAGGCCAUCAAGCAGCGGCACCUGAGGCUUCUGGGAUACGAAGUUGUUCAGAUUCCUUACUAUGAAUUUGAAAAGCUUUGGAACAAGACUGAGGUUGUUGAAUACCUUCACAAGAAGAUCUUCCCCCUCAGCUAUAGGCUCAGUUGGUGAUGACUGGCUCAAACAAGGCCUUUGUUGCUGUGGUUGUCAUAAAACUAUACAGUUUGGGCACUGUUUUUGUAAGGGUCUGUAUCAGGGCUCUCCAAACCUGAUCCUGGAGAGCUACCUUCCUGUGUAGGUUUUCACUUCAACCCCAGUUGAAACUUACCUGAUUCAGCGAAAACCUAGAGGACAGUAGUUCUCCAGGAACAGGGUUGGAGAGCCCUCGUCUAAAUGCUACAUUGUCCAACAUUUGUACYCGAAGAGAAAGCAUAUCGUUCAACUACAUGAAUACUUUCAGAAAUGUAUUUAUUGCUUUUGAGCGAUUGUAAUUCUACACGCUAUUAGUGUUCUAUUGUAUAAUUAAAUGACUGCUUUAG